GUGGUAGCUCAUUGUGAGUGUAGAAAAUUACGACCGUCAUUGUAAACAGUGAAAGCAACAUACGGAACCGUCGGAGGAGGGAGCCACGUCGCUAGCUGCGAUUUCUUCUGUCGGUGGUAGACGCUUCAAACUUGCCCACUGGCUCGUUAAAUAGCGCUGCAAAAUACUGAGACCUGCCUUAUCCUCUUCUGUCCGCCCAAGCUAACACGCCCACGCCGGCGGACCAAUCAUCGACUGCCUCACCUUCGCCAUCUGCGCAAAGUUUCUUCGAUUCCACGCCUCACGCCAAUUACACCCACCCGCUACACUCGAGAGGGAUCAAGGCACAUUGCACCCACGUGUUUUCACAGCAAACAUGGUUAGCAAGCUGUCCCAAUUCGGCAACAAGCUGCUGCGUCGACGCACGCUGGACUUCUCCGGCGAGGAAACUCGCUUUGCCCGCUGCCUGUCCACCCUGGACCUCAUUGCCUUGGGGGUGGGCUCCACGCUGGGCGCCGGCGUCUACGUCCUUGCCGGCGAGGUGGCCCGCGAGAGGGCCGGACCCGCCAUCGUCCUCUGCUUUCUCAUAGCUGCCCUGUCCUCCAUGUUGGCGGGCCUUUGCUACGCUGAGUUCGGAGCCCGCGUGCCCAAGACAGGCUCUGCAUACCUCUACAGCUACGUGACAGUGGGAGAGAUCUGGGCCUUCAUCACUGGCUGGAACCUCAUCCUUUCGUAUGUGAUUGGCACUGCAAGUGUGGCUCGUGCAUGGAGUUCCACUUUUGACAACCUUGUGGAGCAGAAGAUCUCGUUCUUUUUCAAAGCCUCCAUGACAAUGAAAGUGCCUGGCAAGGUGUUGGCAGAGUACCCUGACCUGUUUGCCCUCAUUCUGGUGCUCCUGCUCACAGGACUCUUGGCCUUCGGCGUGAGCGAGUCGGCGCUGGUCAACAAGAUCUUCACCGGCAUCAAUUUGGUUGUCCUGGGCUUUGUUAUCAUCUCUGGUUUCGUGAAGGGCGACACGGCUAACUGGAACCUCACCCUGGACAACUACACCAGUUUCCUAAACCACACCAACACCAGCAAUGUUGAGCAAGAAUUUGGGAAAGGCGGUUUUGCUCCGUUUGGCCUUGCCGGGGUCUUAUCUGGUGCCGCCACCUGCUUCUACGCCUUUGUGGGCUUUGACUGCAUUGCUACCACAAGUGAGGAGGCAAAGAAUCCCAUGCGUUCCAUUCCUAUAGGCAUCGUGGCCUCCCUGCUCAUCUGCUUUUUCGCCUACUUCGGUGUGUCUGCGGCGCUCACCCUAAUGAUGCCCUACUACCAGCUGAACACCCAAAGCCCUCUGCCCGAGGCCUUCACCCACGUAGGCUGGGCCCCAGCUCGCUACAUCGUGGCUGUGGGCUCGCUCUGCGCUCUCUCCACCAGCCUCCUCGGCUCCAUGUUCCCCAUGCCCCGGGUCAUCUACGCCAUGGCCGAGGACGGUCUCUUGUUCCGUGCACUGUCCAGGAUGAACAAUCGCACCAAGACGCCUCUGCUGGCUACCAUAGCUUCUGGCAUUGUCGCAGCUCUGAUGGCCUUCCUGUUUGACCUCGGUGCUCUGGUCGACCUCAUGUCCAUUGGAACGCUGUUGGCCUAUUCGCUGGUAGCAAUCUGUGUCCUCAUCCUCAGGUACCAGCCCCGCACGUUGCCCUCAUCCAGCCAGACUGAGAAACUGGUGGAGCUGGUGGAAGGCGAGAAGGUGGCCGUGAGCAACGGGGACAGCGGCGAUGAGUACACUGAGAGCGAGGAGAAGCCCCUCAGUGAGGUUUUCACCUACAAGCUGCUCUUCUCCCCCAGCGCAAAGACCCCCACGCACACCUCAGGGAAAAUAGUCUAUGUGACCACUGCCGUCAUCUCUAUCCUUAUCACCAUCCUGUGCAUCAUCCUUGCUAACUUUCUGCCGAAUCUGCUGGCUGGCCAGGGAGUUGUAGUGGCAGUUUGUAUUAUUUUGACCCUGCUGUGCGCCGGCUGUCUAAUCAUCAUCUGCAGGCAACCUGAGAGCAAAGAGGCUCUGACCUUCAAGGUUCCUCUGCUUCCUUGGUUGCCUCUGUUCAGUGUUUUCGUCAACAUCUACCUCAUGAUGCAGCUGGACAAGGGCACCUGGUGCCGUUUCACCGUCUGGAUGGUUAUUGGUUUCGCCAUCUACUUCUUGUACGGCAUGAAGAACAGCAGUGCUAACCGCUCGUCCCCGCGCAGGUACGAGCCGGCGCUGCAGUCUAAGAGCCCAAUUUAUAAGGGCGCCCCCAACGACAGCGACGUAGAGGAGGCCGGCAGCCCCUGAUAGCUGCUUACGUGGUCCCGGAGAAAGGGAGGGAGGGGGGUAGUCGGUUUGGUGGGAGCGCGCCAACUAUAGAACGCUGCUCCUUAGGGAGAUGAGGCCACAUAUGUUUUACCUCUUUUGACACGUAGGCUGGUAAUAACUUGAUGCCUGGGACACUGUGACGCAUCUUGUUUUUUUUUUUGUAUUUUUUUUUUUUUUUGGUAGGGAAGUCUGUUGGUGUAGUUAGCAACGUAGCCCGCUCUCGCCACACAAGCGGUCGUCGCAUCGCUCUUUUUGUCAUCAUACGUGAUCCUCCUCCUUCCUUGUCUCCUUAGAGGAGAUGUCGACUCGAGCUUCUGACGUGUCACAGGAAGACAUCAACUUUCUGUGUGCGUCCAGUUGAUUUAUUGCACCGGCCUGUUGCUUUGUGUCUGCUGUUUAUGUGUGUGUGUGUGUAUGCGUGUGCGUGUAAACAGGGUAGUGGCCAAGCUGUACGAGCUCCACGUGUCGUGGAUUCAAAUGCUGGAAGGUCAAUAAUGGCACACGAUCCAUGUUGAUGUCGCAUACACAACACCUCACAAGUUCUCCGUGUUAAUUCUUGAAUUGUUCCAUUAUAAACCUUUCACCCUGAGAUGUAACUUUUUGCUGACAGUGUACAGUGGACCCACUUCGAUCGACUUUCAGUCUGGAGUUCUAACAUAAAUUUAGCAAUAGAAUGUUGACGCUAGUUGACUUUCAAGUUUCAACAGCAAACAUUUAAUUGGUAUUGCUGAGUUUAUCAAGUACGGUACAGUGAAUUGUACCUGCAAUUGAUAUUUCACGAAUUGUGGUUAUCAACAUUUUCCCUCUUCACUGGUACUGGCUUUUGUUUCCCCAAAGGUUAAAGAAAAAUCAAAACUUCAUCCCAAGUCUCGGUCAAUACACUUGGGAGGUUCCACCGUGGUUGUUACUCCCCCCCCCCCCUUUUUUUUUUCUACAAAAUUCAUCCUUUGUCCACACUCAAUGAAGUCAGUGCAAGUGUGAGGGGCACUCGAUGAGCUCAGUGUGCAGGCUGCCAUUUCUAAAGAAAGCACUUCUUGUUACCGCCGGAGACAUAUUGUCGUCGUCCAAGUUUCAGUUUCAAUGCAAACUUGGCAGCUUUGUCAGUGAAGAUGAAGUCUCAUAUUUCUACAGUACAGCUUUACUGUACUAAAUGUGCACAUUAGUGCUGAUUGAAUUGAAAGUCAUCUUUCUCAAUUAGUUGAUAAGCAAUGCAUCAUUAUUAUUUUUUUUUUACACUACCAUGCGUUUUGUAAAGCAUUUAGAAAUCCAUGAAAUGGACCCACGUAACGACAUGGACAAGUUUUAACAUUAGGAAAUAGUACAUUAACAAGCGAGUUGGAGUGUUAGAGGAGCAUGUUUGUAAAGUUACCGGAGAAAAGUUUGGGAGGUAAAUUAAGUUACAAGAAAAAUGUCAUUUUAUAUGGGGAAUAUUUUUUUUUUUUUUUUGGGGGGGGGGGGAUUGUUGUCUCGAACACAAGGGGAAAGUAAUACUGUAAGCGGAAUAGUUGUACUGUUUUUGUAUAACUUAACAUUUACUCCUUAUGUUACAAUUUUAAUUUUAUUCAAUUAAAACAAUAUUGUAACAUUAAGAUUUUUGUCCUGAACUUGCAGCUUUUUCCUGCUAAUAUUACAUUGUUGUUGUUAUUGUGUUUGAUUCCCAUCAGAUUAGUACUUUUUGGGGUUUAUUUACAUAAAAUUCGAUUUUUACAUAAUAGGAAAUUAUUGUAAGAUUAUGAUUGUUGAAUUUUUAAAAUCUAACUUUCAAUUCAAUAAUUCUUGUAAAACUGACUUUUUCCUCUUUUUUUAUGUUACAUUAUGACUGGUAAUAUUACUUCGACUAUGACUGUGAAAUUAAGACUCCCUGAUAUGACUUCAUGCUUGUAAAAUUUAGAUGUAGUUUUUUUUGCUGAUAUAACUUUAUUCUUGCAAUGCUAUGACUUCAUUCCUCAUGAAUUUAUAACUUGUUUUGUUUAAAACAUGACUUAGUUGGAAUUUACUUCAUAUCUCAGUACCUUUUCUGAUAUCUUUGUGUAAAAUUUAUUCUUUUCUGAUGUUAUGUUAAAAGAAUGCUGGUAAAUAUUCUGGGGUGUUCUCUUAAAGGGCGUUCCCCUCUGCUUCCCAACACUACUUUCCCCCCCACCCAGAAAAUUGCAAUUUCCUUGUAAAUGUAAAUAUUUUAUGUGAUCGUUGCGUGGCACGUUGGCACAGCUGUUGAGGUUUGGCCUCACAGUUCUGAGGACUGGGGUUCAAAUCCUGGCCCGUCCUGUGUAGAGUUUGCUUGUUCUCCCCGUGCCUGCGUGCGUUUUCUCCCACAUCCCAAAAACAUGCGGUGUAGGUUAAGUGGAGAUUCUAAAUUGUCCGGUAGGUGUGAAUGUGUGUCCAAAUGUUUUUUUUUAUGUGCCCUGUGAAUGGCUGGCAACCAGUUCAGGAUGUACCCUUGCUUUCGCCAAAGAUAGCUCGGAUAGGCUCUAGCACGCCUGCGGCCCUUGUGAGGAUAAACGGUAGAGAGGAUGGAUGGAUGGAUGGAUGGAUGGCUGUGAUUGUUGCAUCAGAGUAUAUCAUGAAGGUAGCCGUUCACAAGUAAAAUUGCCCCGGAUAGUAACGAGUUUGCUCACACCUCCUGUUUUAGACAGUGAUGUAUUUUAGCAUGUACAGAGUUCAGCGACUUUUGCUGUUGAUGUUAAUGUAUUGUUUUGUUGUUUUGCAAAUGAGGUAAUUGUCCUUUCUGACCAAAAUAAAGUACUUCUGAUCACCUUCUGAAACAAAGAAUGACCCCCUAAGGGUUGGUCUAUAAUGCCCCCCCCCCAAUAUAUAACUUAUGUGCUUUACUGUAUAUUGUACAGUAUGUGUAAAAGUGUAUUUGUAAAAUACUGUAAAUUAGACCCCCAACCCAUCCACCACGAAUAUACUUGAUGCUGCUGAAUUAAUGUGGACAAAAAUGUUUUGUUUUUGUUAGUGACUCAAUAAGCAGUGCCUCAAAAGAAAGCACCAAGGCUGGGAUUUUAUUUUGAAAGGAAAAAAUAUAAAUCUUAUAAUGUGUAUGAGCCCGCUUAUCAUAACGUUACAUCCAGCCCUCGUGCCUUUCCAAACAAUCCCUCUUUAUCGAUAAUUUGAUAUUAACAGCGAUGGUCUAUUUUUGGGGGUUUUUUUUUUUUUUGGUCUUUUAUUUUAUAAACUGUACAUAUAGCUGUCAUGUAUAAAUAAACCAGGCUCUACUUCUCUUUUCUUUCUUUUUUUUGAAUAAAAAGAAAUGAACUCCA
Messenger RNA from Syngnathoides biaculeatus (alligator pipefish), 5574 nucleotides. RefSeq names its product solute carrier family 7 member 3a (gene slc7a3a). Gene Ontology annotation, biological process: transmembrane transport; amino acid transport. The record is from RefSeq and is a predicted model, not a curated record. Gene Ontology annotation, cellular component: plasma membrane. Bases 356 to 2293 code for a protein of 645 amino acids. Lineage: Eukaryota; Metazoa; Chordata; Actinopteri; Syngnathiformes; Syngnathidae. Gene Ontology annotation, molecular function: amino acid transmembrane transporter activity. The transcript is spliced from 12 exons.